UUUGGUAUUAUAAGCCAAGAAAGCCAAAACCUUCAUCAACAUCGCCAAAUAAAUUUUGGAUUAUCCUUCACAACUGCUACAAGGAUUAAAACUUUGAAUUGAAUUUUUAAAUCGUUAUUCCAGAAAUAAAUCCAUUCAGAAAUAUGACCAGUCUUAAAGUUAUUCUACUUUUGGCUUUGAUCGGCUUGGCUUAUGCCACUCCAGGAGGCUUCUUUGGCAAACAUGAACAUCACACCAUUCACGUGCCAUACAAAGUUCACACCAUCCAUCAUCACCAUGUCAAGAAGGUGCCCGUCAUCAAGGAGGUUGUGAAAGAGGUGCCCGUCGAAAAGUUGGUCGUCAAAGAAGUUGUCAAAGAGGUACCCGUUGAGAAAAUUGUCCAUGUGCCCGUUGAAAAGAUCGUCCAUGUGCCCGUGCAUGUACCCGUCCAUGUUCAUCAUGAAGAUCACCAUGGCGGUUAUCAUGGUGGCCACAGCAGCGAAUACAUUGUCAGCAGUGACUCUCACAAAGGCUGGUCCUCAUCUGGAUGGUAAAAUAAUUAGUCAAUAGAGAAAUCCCUAUUUUAGUCCCAGUAUUUGUUUUGUUUUCCUCUUCACCACCACCACCACUACUACCUGUCUAGUUUAAGUAUCUCUUUGAGUAUUUAAAUAUUUCUAUUUGUUUUAUUUUGUAAAUAUUUUUUGUUUUAAUUGUUGUUUUCGUUUUUUUAUUAAAUGAAUUAUAAACUAUAUUUGUUGUACAAUUUUUUUUGUUUAGUAGUUGUAGUUAUUAAAUGAAUUACUAAAUAAAA
Musca domestica (house fly) is the source of this 790-nucleotide messenger RNA. RefSeq lists its product as uncharacterized. NCBI's taxonomy places the organism in Eukaryota, Metazoa, Arthropoda, Insecta, Diptera, Muscidae. The record is from RefSeq and is a predicted model, not a curated record. The transcript has 3 exons. The coding region runs from base 144 to 533 and encodes 129 amino acids.